Molecule: messenger RNA, 4019 nt
Organism: Aspergillus candidus
Lineage: Eukaryota; Fungi; Ascomycota; Eurotiomycetes; Eurotiales; Aspergillaceae
Exons: 2
Coding region: 181-3933 (1250 amino acids)
Biological process (GO): fatty acid metabolic process
Molecular function (GO): medium-chain fatty acid-CoA ligase activity
Source: RefSeq, a predicted model, not a curated record
UCAGUUCCUUCGUCGGAGCAUUCGCGUGCUUGCCGAAUACAGGGAGGAUUCAUACCAAGGGCCCUGGUGUAGCUCGGCUCGCAGGGUUGGAUUCCGUUUUAAACACUUCAUCCAUUCCCUUUCUGCCCACCGUUGCCCUCCACUCUCCUGCACGCAGCCUGAACCAUCCACAUACUUGCAAUGGCUUGUGACAAUCCACCAAUUGAUAACAAGGCCUUGGCGGAGACUAUCGACGAGACGCAGCAAAUUCCGGAGAAAGACCUUAUCUCGCUACUCGACGAUGUCGCCGACCGAUUCCCGCAUCACGAUGCGAUCCUUUCCCUGCACCAGGCGGACCAUCUCGAGUUAGGGGGGACUGGAUCUCCCGCGAGACAAACCCGAUGGACAUAUUCGCAGCUGCGGAAGGGGAGUAUCCGGCUGGCGGCACACUUGGCUGCCGAAGGGAUGCGCCACGGAAGUCGCAUCGUCGCGGUGUUCUUCAACGAAGCCGAAUGGGCGCUUCUCUUUUGGGCGACGGUGCGGUUGGGAUGUCAGUUUGUGCCGCUCGACCCUCGCGUCCUGGAUCACAAAAAGGAUGCGCUACACAUUCUGGACAAGGUGCAGCCGGCGGCUGUCUUUGUAUCCAAUUCUACGAUGGCGGAGCGGGUAGAUGGGAUCGUGAAGGACAUGGAACAUCGACCCUCUUUCAAGUGCGUUGCUUCGGCGAUCGAUGACGUGAAUACUGGUCAGGGAUGGACGACAAUGUCGAAGGCCCUCAGCGACACGACGGACGGUGUGAUCCCGGCUGAUACAGUUGGGCUGAACGAUAUUGUUCUUAUCCUCUUCACGAGCGGAACCACAUCACGACCCAAGGGGUGUCCGCACAGUGCGAUCACAAUUGGAUCGCCCGCCUUGAUGGUGAUCGACCACUUUGGGUUGGAUCCAGGCCACAGCCUGUGCCAGCACCUACCGUCCUUCCAUAUCUUUAAUAUCUUCCUCAGUCUUGGCUUUUGGCUGAGUGGUGCGACGGUCGUUCUGCCGAGCGCGUCAUUCGACCCGGCCAGCUGCUUCCGGGCCUUCGCGACCAGCCCCAAAAUGCACGUUCCGUGCGUCCCGUCGAUGGUACAGGCGCUGACAACCUACGCGUCCUCGGCCAAUAAAACGGCCACUUCCUCUCCUUUCUCCAUCCUUCUAGGCGGCGCCCCUCUUACGCCGGACAUCCUGGAACUCGCCCGCACCCUAGGAACAAAGAAGAUCGUAGUCGGAUAUGGGACAACAGAAGGCGUUGGGACAGCGAUGAAUGUGAUGGACGCCAACAGUCUCGUUGUUGUCGACAAUGAGGUCUGCCUUGGGACAGUGAAAUCUGGCGCUCGGCUGCGGUUCUGCCAGCCGGGCAGCCGCUUGCCGGUCUCGAGAGGACAGAUCGGUGAGGUGCACCAGGGAGGCCUCCCGGUGUUCUCGGGGUACCUGGAUGGAAGCCCCGAGGAACUAGCCAUGUGCUAUCAGGAAGAGGGGGUCAACUGGUGGGCCUCCGGGGACCGGGGGUAUCUGGACGAGGAGGGUCGCCUUUUUCUCCUUGGAAGGUAUAAGGACCUGAUCAUCCGGGGGGGCGAGAAUAUCUCUCCUGUGAAAAUCGAGAAUUGUCUUGGGAGGAUGACUGGAGUUCACAGUGCCUAUGUGGUUGGCGUUGCUGACACUGUUGCCGGCGAGGUACCGGUGGCGGUCAUUACAAGAGACAGCCAGACACAGGUCGCUACCAGCGACCUUCAGGCUGCUGUACUCGCAGAGCUUGGUCGAUCAUUUUCGCCCACAAUGAUUUUGGAUUUGCACAAGGAUCUAGGGAAGGAGGAAUUUCCGACGACGACCUCCGGUAAGAUACAGAAGCCUAGUCUCCGCCAAUGGGUAACGGACUACUUGGAGCAGCGCCGCAAGAUCGAACAGUCGUCCAACGACGUUCUCACCGAGCUCCUUGAAUGCUGGUCUGCUGUGACAGGUCUCGCGCGGGAGGCGAUCAACCCUGAUGCUAGCAUUAAGACUUUUGCGGACAGUAUGAUGAUCAUCCAGUUCUUUAACAUGGCCAGCCGGAAACUCCCCCGAUAUGCCAAUAGCACGCUCACGAUCUCCGACACCGUUCGCCAGCAGGCCGAAAUGUUACAGCAGAAGAAGCCAGAGCCGACCGAGGUCAUUGUCGGGAGUAAAUGUCCCGACCAUGAGGCCGAGCCUCUCGACCAACUCCGGGCCGAAGAGGUAACGGCCUCUAGAUUGGCACCGCUCGGUUUUGGAUGGAAAGACGUCGAGGAACUCAUCCCCAUGACAGACUACUUCAGUUAUUUUGCCCGGAUCCCAGUCAGACCAUACCAUUGGAACCCACGCAUCGCCCUGGUGGUGGACUCGUCCAUCAGCGAGGCGGAGCUGAGACAAGCUCUCUACCAGUGGCUAGAGCGACACCCUCUCUUUCGUGCAACGACUGUCACUUACGACGACGACCUGGACCUGUACGUAGUGAUGAGCCCGAGCUCCGGCUGGUUGGAAAUGCAAGUAACCGACGGCCCCGCCGUCGACAACGUCGCUGCGCUCAAGUCUUAUCGCCUGAACGACGCUUCCUGGGACUGGCUCUCUCGGACUGGACCUCUUUUGAAAGCCACUCUCGUCCCCCUUCGCGAUCCUCCGGGUGUAACUGGAAUCGUCCUUCACAUCCACCACAUCAUGUUCGACUACCACAACAUUCACCGUGCCCUCCAAGACCUAAGGGACCUCGUCAGUAAUCUCAGCAACAACAGCAACGCCCCCCUGCGACCCUUCCAUCACUACCGCUCUUUCGCCCGCAGCUACAGAGCCUACCGCAGCAGCUCAGCCGCAUCGGAAGACGUCAACUUCCACGUGGGCCGCCUACGCGAGAUCUCCAAAGACCCAGCAGCCAUCUGGCCGCCCCUGCGCCAGGACAGCGACCUCCCCCCGCUAGACCCAUCCAAGCGGCGCGCGUUUGACACCAUCAGCCGAUCGGCCCGCCUCCCCGAGAUAGGGCACGUCCAAGCCCGGGCGGGCGUCUCAGCAGCCAUGAUAGGAAAGUGCGCCUGCACCCUCGUCAACCUCCAAUACACAAAGGCAUCAGAAGCGAUAUUCACCACCACCCAUUCAGGACGCCUGUGGCCCUCGCUACCGUCCUCACACGACAACCACAAGGCCACCGCCCCAGCCCACCCACUCGAAAUCGACGGCCCAACCCUCGUCUGGCGCGUCGAGCGCGUCCCCGCGCCCUCACCCCACGAAACAACCAUCCAAUUCCUCCGCCGCGUCUCCAAAUCCCAAGACGAAAUGGUAGCCCACAACCACGCGCCCCUAGGCAAAGUCCUGCACGGCCUGCUCUCCCAACCCUCGCAAUCAGAAGGGGAAGAGGAAAAAGCAACCAGCACCGCAGACACGACCCUCAUUAACCGCAUCCUCUUCCACCAGCUCUUCAACUGGGUCCUCGAGAAGAUCAACAACGGCAGUGUGAGCAGCACAGCGGAUUCACCCCUCCGAGUCGUGGACAUGCUCUCUCAGGCGGAUCUGAGCCUCGUCUGGGCGCCUUGUCUCCGCCCGGACAAUGUCUGUGGGCUGGAUAUUCGCUACCGUCAUGGGCAGUUUGAGGCGGGCGAGGUUGAGAGCUUCGCAAGGGAAUUCUUGGAUACUAUGGCUUGGUUGGCGGAGCCCGGGAAUUUGGAUAGGCCUGUUGUGGAGUGUGGAAUUUCUUGUGGGGAUGUUGCUGCUGCUGCAGAUGGUGUUGGGAAUGGUACUACUACCGCAGCAGAUGAUGUUGAAAAUGGUGCUGCAGACGGUUUUGAGAAUGGUAAUACUACCGCAGCAAAUGGUAUUGGGAAUGGUGCAGUGGGAGACGGUGCUGGAGAUAGUGAUGAGAAGGAUGACGAUGCUGAUAAUGAUGGUCGACGGAAGAGGAGAAAGCUGUGUACUUGAUUUGGUUUGAUUUGAUCUGGUUGUUCGUUGACUGGUUGGGCUUGUGUACUUGUGUUUGAAAUGUAUACUAAGAGGGGUGUCUAUCC